This is a messenger RNA of Olea europaea var. sylvestris, 1860 nucleotides long. RefSeq names its product ACT domain-containing protein ACR6-like. The record is from RefSeq and is a predicted model, not a curated record. The transcript is spliced from 7 exons. Bases 198 to 1511 code for a protein of 437 amino acids. Lineage: Eukaryota; Viridiplantae; Streptophyta; Magnoliopsida; Lamiales; Oleaceae.
UCUCUCUCUCUCUCUCUCUCUCUAUCUAAUAUAUCGAUCUGUUAUUCCUUCUAUAUAUUGUUCCUCAGAUAUUGGAGACUGUUAUAAUUUUAAUUUUUUUAUGUGAAUUCUUUUCAGUAAUUUACUUUUCUUUUCUUUUUUAUUUUUAUUUUUGUGAAAUACGCACUUUUGCAUAAUUUAAUUUUUGUUACUGCCAAAUGUUUGAGAGAAAUGAAGAUAUGGAUGAUGAAUUCGCGAAGCUUAUUAGGAGGGUUAAUCCACCCAGGGUUGUAAUUGACAACGAUUCGUGUGAGGAUGCAACUGUAAUCCAGGUUGGCUGUGUAAAUAAGCAUGGAAUCCUCCUUGAAGUUGUUCAAGUGCUAACGGAUGUGAACCUUGUUAUUACAAAAGCAUACAUCUCAUCUGAUGGGGGAUGGUUCAUGGAUGUGUUCAAUGUGAUUGAUCGUGAAGGGAAGAAAAUAAGAGAUGAAGAGGUUAUCAACUACAUCCAGAAGACACUUGCAAAUGAUGAUGGCUCAGUACCUUCACUCAGAGGGUCUGUUGGUUUGGUUCCUUCUGAAGAGAGCACAUCCAUUGAACUAACAGGAACAGACAGGCCAGGUUUAUUGUCUGAAGUGUGUGCUGUUCUCACUGAUCUUCAUUGCAAUGUGGUGAAUGCUGAGAUAUGGACACAUAACGCUAGAGCUGCAGCGGUAGUUCACGUGACUGAUUACACUACGGGUUGUGCAAUUGAAGACCGAACCCAUCUUGCAAUAAUAAAGGAGAUGCUUUGCAAUGUGCUUAAAGGAAAUAAUGAUCUCAAGACUGCAAAAAUGUCACUUUCUCCUCCUGGGAUAACCCACAGGGAAAGAAGAUUACAUCAGAUUAUGUUUGCUGAUCGGGAUUAUGAUAAGGUUGAAAGACACAAAGGGUCCAGUGUUGAUGAUAAAAGUUCCAGACCUCAUGUAAUUGUAUCCGAUUGUGCUGAAAGAGAUUACACAGUCAUUACUAUGAGGUCAAGAGAUCGACCCAAGCUGUUGUUUGAUAUUGUCUGCACUCUAACAGACAUGCAGUAUGUUGUUUUUCAUGGAGUAGUACACACCGGGAGAAUGGAAGCAUAUCAGGAGUACUACAUUCGUCAUGUUGAUGGAUUUCCUAUAUGCUCAGAAGCUGAGAGAGAACGUGUCAUGCAGUGUCUAGAGGCAGCCAUUGAAAGGCGAGCCUAUGAGGGACUGGAAUUAGAAUUGUGCACGGAGGAUAGAUUUGGACUUCUAUCAGAUAUUACGAGGAUAUUCAGGGAAAACAGUUUAUGUAUCAGACGAGCAGAAAUAUCGACAAAGGGUGGCAAAGCCAGAGACACUUUCUACGUCACUGAUGUUACAGGUAACCCUGUUGAUCCUAAGAUGGUCGACUCGAUUCGCAGACAGAUUGGACAAGGUAUUUUGCACGUCAAAUGGAACUCAAGUUCUUCAGAAAAACCACAAAAUGAGAGAACAUUUAGCUACCUUUUCGGGAGCUUCUUCAAAGCUUGAAAUUUCAGAUUGAUCAAAUCUUGCUCCUAGACUAUUGUGAAUCUAUUAGUCUGUGCGUUUUAGGGGAGGAAAAACUGUAAGGGUUUGUGAAUACUUUAAGUAGAUGUCUGUAUUCUCUCCUAUACACCGGCAAGUAGUAGACACGAAAUUGCCAUAUACUGUAAAUAUACGAAUCAUGUAGUUCAUUUAAAUCCUUGUGCCUUGUAAGCAAGCUGUGUGAAAGUGCUGUAAUUCUUGGUUUUAUGGUAGAAAAAAAUUUGUACAGGUACAGACGUAAAUAUAUAUGUAAAGGUUACAUAAUACUUAUUUCUUAGUUUAUAUCCCAGCAGUGAUCGAAUUUAUAUGCUAA